AUGAUAUCUCUUAGGAAACUUCCUCUAUUCAUCUUUGUUGUAUACUCCUGGCAAUGUUCCGGCAACUAUGUGAGUGCACUAAGCACAUUAGCUGAUAGCACGUCCAUGGAAAGUCUAUUUACCAAAGUGCAGAAGACCAAAUUUGAUAAGAAUGGGAACGCUGACAAAUUAACCAAUUAUGACAAUUCCAUGGAAAGUCUAUUUGACCGUUCCAUGGACAGCAUAACUGACAAUUCCAUGGAAAGUCCAUUUGACCGUUCCAUGGAAAGUCUCUUUCCCAAAAGGAGAGAUUUUCAUGGUGAUUAUGAAGAUACUAUACCCACAGACACUUACUCACAAAAAGGUGGAUACACCGACACACAUUACAACAAUUCCGGCGAAGAUUUAUACCAUGUAAUGUACAAAAAUAAUGGACAUGGACAGACAAAGGCAAAGGCCAAAACAGGAGUACAUUUACCCAUGUUCGAUGAAUAUCCCACAGAAGAACAUAAAUAUUAUAGCAAUUCUAACAAUUUCCACAGGGGAAAUACUACGAAACCUAAAAUACACAAAGGUAUAUCAUCUAUAUGCAACUUCUUCGACAAAAUCGAUGCCAAGUUCGAAUCCGAAAUGAAACGUUAUUUGGACAUUGAGGAGGAAGAAAAACACAAAUAUUCCGUUAGAAAAUUAAAGGGGACAGGAAAAUUAUCUCAUUUUUUCAGCAAGUAUAGAGUGUUUGCUCCUCUUGGUGUGCUUGGAAUAAUUUCCCUGUUAAUUUUAACAUCCCUUGUAGAAAUGAAAUUCUUCGCUACAUCAUCUGUACUACUAUCUUUAGGCUCAGCUUCGUCCAGCACAACACUUUUCUAUCCUGUACUCUUUGUUAUGUUCUAUGUAUUGCCCCUUAUGGCCGCUGCUUUGAUUUGUGGUGGAUAUGGCCUUCUGUUAUUUUACUACAUACGCAAAUUGAACAAAAUGGGACGCUCCAGAAAAUAUAUAAAAAAAUUAAGUGCCAUGAGGAAUAAGGACGACGAAUAA
Plasmodium knowlesi strain H is the source of this 1014-nucleotide messenger RNA. Its product is annotated as Plasmodium exported protein, unknown function. Bases 1 to 1014 code for a protein of 337 amino acids. The record is from RefSeq and is a predicted model, not a curated record. Lineage: Eukaryota; Apicomplexa; Aconoidasida; Haemosporida; Plasmodiidae. The transcript has 2 exons.